Molecule: messenger RNA, 2725 nt
Organism: Saccostrea echinata
Lineage: Eukaryota; Metazoa; Mollusca; Bivalvia; Ostreida; Ostreidae
Exons: 2
Coding region: 88-1827 (579 amino acids)
Molecular function (GO): zinc ion binding
Source: RefSeq, a predicted model, not a curated record
GAUAUUGUCACAUGUGAUGUUAAUGGGAGACAAUCAUCCACGGAUUAAAUGUUGUAACAAUUUAUUAACAAAUAAUUUCUAAAAGAGAUGUCUUUGUCCGAUGGAUUAGUGGUAAAAAUUUGCGACUUUUGUGCUGAACCCGUGAGUUUGUUCUGUACAAUUUGUAACGAAGGACUCUGUCAAUUAUGUGUAUCUGGGCACUUAGAAACUGACAACAAAAGUGGCCAUUUUGUUUGCCUGUACAGAGAAAGGUUUUCUGGCAAAUGCAAGGGAUUUUUGUGCAGAAUACACACAACAAACACGUGUGAAUGGACCUGUACUUCCUGUUCCCAGCCUGUCUGUGACGUAUGUUUAAAGAUCCAUUCAAUACAUAAUGUGAUAAGAAUACACACUUUAAUAAGGCGGAAUAUCAAACAACUUAAAGAUGAACUGUUUACAUUAAAUGUACACUUUAAACCGUAUUACGAGAAGAUGAAAAAAGACAUUUAUUCAUGUAUUGAUGGACAGAUAGGGAAAAUCAAUACCGUGAGUCAAGUUUUGGCGCCCUUUUCAAAUUCUCAAACAUCGCAACGAUUUGCAUUUAAUUUUGAAUGGAAAGAAUGUUCUCGGAAGCUAUUGAGAAGAGCAGAUACUGCAUUAAAACAAUUCAGUGUAAGUCUACCUCAGGACAUUUUAUUUCUUGCUCUUAAGAUCGAAAGAAGGACAAAAAUUAUCGAAGAUUAUUCACAAGAAAUAGCAACAAACUUACUGGACUACAAUUUUCUACAAAAGUUACAUGUUCGUGUAAACUUCAAUCCAAUGAUUACAAAAUUAAGUGCCAAGAAUUGCUUUUCUGAAGUAUUUAAAACAAUCGAAACAUAUAGACCGACGAAUUCAGCCGGAAAGCAAGCAAGAAAGAAAUUUCAAGUACAGUGCGAUUUUAACUCAAGUCCAUCGUUUUUACCAGAACGUCCACACCUGUAUCCAAAACCAAUGAAAAUGGUGACCACUAUCAGAAAGAGUGAAAAAGAGCUUUCUAUUCCGAACGUGUACAAUGACUCAUCUCAUUUUAUUGUCAGUAACCUGGAAGGUCCAGUGUACUUGGUGACAGUGCUUGUAUUUUCUCAUGAUGGAACUUCCCGCAUGCAUGGCCUGUCGGUACAGAAUCUCCACGGAGAAGUUGUAUGUGAGAAGAGUACCGAGGUGGUAACUCAUAAAAGUCCUCUGCACUGUGCUAUGGCUUUGAUAUCAAAUCAAAAGUACCUCAUAGCCGUUUAUGAUGUGCUGAUGGAAUUUGAUCUUGAAGAAACUUUUGUAAAAACGUUGCGUAAAGAACAGUACUGGAGGUACAUAGAUGUAAGCUGCACGUACACAGGCUUCCUGCUCAUUGUCCAAGAGAAGAAGCAGAGAGGUCGUCAUCGAGAAUACAGAAUUUCAAAAUGUGAUUACUGCGGAAGGGUUCUACAAGUAAUUAAAUUUGAUAAGAGUUUUGUUCACUAUCCGUUCAAAAUUCAGGAGGAUAUACAUGGUGACGUUUGGCUUAUAGAUAAAGGUACAGGUAGGUUACUUAUUUUAGAUCCGACUGGAAAAGCAGAAGGGACAUACCAAGCAAAAGACUUUGGGAAACCACAUCUUCUUUUGUGUGACAAAUUUGGGAACACUGUUGUCUACAGUCGAGGACAACCAGCAAUUCAUUUUAUUGGUGAAAAUCUGACAGAGAUACAACCAAUCAAAUUGAGAGGGACUGUUAUAAGAAGUCUAUGUUGUGAUAAUGAAGACAGACUUAUCUGUUUGUGUGACUCUGGUGAGGAGGAGUUUGAAAUUCAGAUUUUUACUUAUAUGGGAUAGUUCAAAGAGGUGAACUAGACAUUGGAUUCCAGUUUCAAUGAACGACUUUAUUUCAAUACGGAUUGUUAGAUGAAUGAUAUCUUGUAUUUCUUAAAAUUGUAUCUUGAUAGACCCUUUAUGUGAAACAAAUAUAGGUCAUAUAAUUAUCAAACCUCAAUAUCUCAUAUUUAUGGCGUUAUUUUGAUCAAUCUUAGUUUUUUUUCUUCUUUUUUAUCAAAUAUAGGUACAUGUGUUAGCCUUGCAAGAUCGAGUCCAGUCCUAAAAAUAGACCUUAAAAUUAUCUCUAUUCAAAAUUUUAUCAAAGCUAUACUGCAUUGAAAUGAUUUUAAAUUUAUUCAAGAAUUUUCAUAGUUAUCAGCAAGUAUCCUUUUUGAAUAUCUGAAAUAUUGUAUGGUGAUGUAUGAUAAUGAUAUUUUUUUCAGUUUUCUUAAGAGAGGCAGAGAUUGAACAAACGAAAUCUAACAACUAAAAUUAUCGAAACGCGGCGCAUUACUCUGCCUCUUCUCUCAACUAUAGCUUUGUUUGAAGUUCGUGAGUUAUUUGUUAUCAAGUAUUGGUGAAUAAAAUUAUUUUUUCAUGUCUUCAAUAGGCAAAACUUCAGUUGUCAUUCCACGUCAGUCAACUGUGCGUCAUUCUCACGAAUUUUUGAAACAUGGUUAUGAUAUGAUAUAUUCUGCAAAUGUUGGUCUUUAACGAAUGAAUUCGAACACAAUUGUUUUCUACAGGGAUAUUACACACGUAACAAAGGAUAGUUGCUUUAUGUCCAGAGGUAGUUGACUUGAUUUAAUUACUUGGGAGAAAAAAUAUUGUUCCUGGUGCAUUUCCUUCUUUGCUACCACCUGUGUUUUUUCAUUGUUACGAUUUUUCCAUCGGUUUUAUUUGGUUUAUCCAGGGAUAU